This is a messenger RNA of Physeter macrocephalus (sperm whale), 1033 nucleotides long. RefSeq names its product skin secretory protein xP2-like. The coding region runs from base 1 to 978 and encodes 325 amino acids. The record is from RefSeq and is a predicted model, not a curated record. Lineage: Eukaryota; Metazoa; Chordata; Mammalia; Artiodactyla; Physeteridae. The transcript has 3 exons.
AUGGACUGUGGGGGAGAUGGGGGCCGGGGAGCAAGCAGGGAUUUUGGAGGCUCUUACAGGAAUCUGGGAGAGGUGAUGGUGGUUUGGAGUAUUUCGCCGGGGACUUCUCCAGGCCCCGCGCGGGUAAAGGCGCAGGAGCGGGUCACCUGCCGGCGAGGUACGAGGGCCUCGGCUCUGGGCCGCUGGGUAGCGCUCCGCCCGGCGGGCGUCCUGGAGGUGGCGGCGCGGGCCGGCAGGCGGGGCCGGGGGAAGGGGAGGGCUCGGCGAGCGUCGGGCGGUGACGGCAGCGCGGAGGGGAGGUGCGAAGCGCCCGCCCGCCGAGAGCCAUGGCGAGAGGCCGCGCCGCGGCGCUCGCAUCAGUGCCCCGGUCCACAGCAGCGCCCCCACCCGCCGCCCCGGGGCCCACCCGGCCGCCGUCCCCGCGCACCCAGAGCCCCUGACGGCCGCGCGCUACGCGCGAGACUCCCUAGGAGAGCGGCCGCGCGCGGGAGGGCGGCGCGGGAGGGAGCGCUGGGGAGCCCGAGCGCCCCGACGAGCCCCGCGUCCGGAACCUCGGACUCCGAGCCCGGGAGCUCAGAGUCGGCGGGCGGGCAGCAGAAGGAGGAGGAGGCGCCCCAGCCGAGCCCGUUGCGUGCGCGCCCCGGUGCCGCCCGGCCGGCUGCUGCGGAGGGAACCGGAGCCGCCGGGCGGCCGGGACUCGGCCGAGGACAACGAAGAGGAGGCAGCCAGGAGAGCCGAGCGCCCGGGCAGCCCCGCGCCGGAGGCCCCCGGGAUCGCGCCUGCUACGGGGCCGCGCUUCGUGCGCCUCUCGAGGGCUCCGGACGCGCAGGCUCAGCGGCCAUGGCUCACGGCACGAACCCGUGUCCCCUGCAUCGGCAGGCGGACUCUCAACCACUGCGCCACCAGGGAAGCCCCACUGUUGUGCUUUUGCCUUCUGAGAUGGCCCACACUCUGUCUUUGGAGUUUGUUUCUAAAUAAAUCCGCUUCUAACCUAUCACUUUGUCUGUCACUGAAUUCUUUCUGCGAUGAGACA